UAAGCUCGCUUAGUUUAGCUUAUUUAUGUGCAAGUUGUGUCGAUACGAGGCUAGUAGCGUUCUGAUUGUCAAGUGAACAUGAUUCUGUUAAUGUUAAUAACUAGUCUGUUGGUGGCGAGUAGCGAGGCAGUAUCCAAGCCAGGAGUGGCGCCUCUCAUCGAGCUGAAUGAUGGCCAUACCAUCCCCAGCCUUGGACUGGGCACUUGGCUUGGCUUCACCAAAGAAGGUGGUAGGGCCCCGGUAGAAGAUGACUCUGUUCAGAAGGCGGUGGAACUCGCCAUAGACGUGGGCUACAGACACAUCGACACGGCAGCUAUAUACAGCACUGAAGAACAGGUGGGAGCUGCGAUCAAGAAGAAGAUAGCGGAAGGCGUUGUGGCACGCGAGGAUCUCUUCAUAACCAGUAAGCUGUGGAACGACCGUCACGCUCCUGAGGCGGUGGUGCCGGCGCUGAGGGAGAGCUUGGCGCGGCUGCAGCUCGACUACCUCGACCUGUUCCUCAUACACUGGCCUGUGGGACAGUUUGAAAACGGUACAUUCGAUUCGACAGACUACGCAGAGACGUGGAAGGGUAUGAUCGACGCGAAGAACCGCGGACUGGUGAAGUCCAUCGGAGUGUCCAACUUCAACAUCACGCAGCUGCAGCGGCUCCUGUCCAUGACGCCCGUCAAGCCGGCUGUGCUGCAGGUUGAGGUAAACUUAAACCUCCAACAAUCGCAGCUGAUAGAAUUCUGCAAGAUGCAGAACAUAGCGGUGGUAGGGUACACUCCCUUCGGCUCCCUGUUCCACAGCAAGGCUGCGCCGGAUGCUCCCCCUCCCAGAACGGAUGAACAGGCUCUGCUGAGGAUCGCUGACAAAUACCACAAGAGUGUUGCUCAAGUUGCUUUGAGAUAUCUGAUUGAACUGGGCGUCAUCCCAAUACCGAAGUCGGUGACGCCAAAACGCAUUCGUGACAACAUUGAAGUGUUCGACUUCCAGCUGAAGAGACAGGAGAGAGAGGUCAUGAAGUCAUAUGACAGGAACUACAGGACUAUCGCUGUUACUAUGUGGAAGGACUCACCUUAUUAUCCCUUUUAAAUAAAUGCCUUGCGUCCACAAA
This is a messenger RNA of Helicoverpa zea (corn earworm), 1099 nucleotides long. RefSeq names its product aldo-keto reductase AKR2E4-like. Bases 79 to 1077 code for a protein of 332 amino acids. Gene Ontology annotation, molecular function: aldose reductase (NADPH) activity. Gene Ontology annotation, cellular component: cytosol. The record is from RefSeq and is a predicted model, not a curated record. The transcript has 8 exons. NCBI's taxonomy places the organism in Eukaryota, Metazoa, Arthropoda, Insecta, Lepidoptera, Noctuidae.